Molecule: messenger RNA, 1077 nt
Organism: Stylonychia lemnae
Lineage: Eukaryota; Ciliophora; Spirotrichea; Sporadotrichida; Oxytrichidae
Source: the annotation of a GenBank genome assembly
AUGGCUUUAUGUAUUUACUGUAGCAGCAAUAUCUAUUAGAAAUCCAGAUAGACUAGAAUAUUAUGUAAAGCAGCCUAAAACAAUCUAGGCCUUGAGAGAAAUUAGAGAGAUGAAUCCUUAGCUAUAGAAGAGUACUUUGAUAGUCAUAACUUAGAUGAGGAAUUCUAUGAUGAUAUCAAAUGGGAAACAUAAACCUAUGCGAUUCAAGAUGCUUAGUUGAAAGCACAAAAGAUCCCAAAUAUUACUCAUCAUAUUUGGCUAACUGACCCUAAUAAUCCAGUUGAUAUUGAUAGUCAUCCUCAUAACCAGGAGAUGAUAGAGACUACUUUAGAAAAUAUGGCUCAUUUGAAAUUCUAGCAUUUACUUUGGAUAAAUAUUGAAAACGGCUUAGAGAAGACUAAAAAAUGGGCUGCUGAUAAAAAGCUGCAGGUUAGAUAUUUUAAAUCAAUAAUGACUAAGAAAAAUUAGGAAGUGUUUUAAGUUAUUGAUGAUUAUAUUGCUAAAGGCUAGGUGAUUUUUGCUGCUGACCUGUUUAGAUAUCUAGUAGUUUUUGAGAUGGGAGGCGUGUAUCUUGAUGUUGAUUAAGUAGUGUUUGAGUACGACUUGAUCCUGCACAAAUUAGACUUGGUACUUUACAGCUAGCAGUAUUCAGGGAUUUAAUCUGUUGAGACCUCAUUCAUGGCAUCCAAGCCUCAAAAUCCUUUGUUCAAAGAGGUCAUGAAAUAAAUAGUUAAAUUAAACAAAGAUGAUAAUGGCUAAAUCUUCAAGUCUAAGUGCUAUCAAUAGUCUUACUAUAGGAUCAUGUAUGAAACUGGGCCAUUUAGAUUCUCGGUCGCAUUUAAUAAAGUACUUAAGGAGGGCUUAAUUGAUGAUCAAAACUACAUAAUUUUACACUAUCGCAUUGCUACUUAAGGAUCAUGCCCAAGUUAUCAAUAAUACUUUGAAUAGUGUAUGAAAGAACUCAAACUAGUUUUAAUUCAAGGAUAUCCCAUUCUAAUUAAUGUGACUAUGAAGCAUUUAUCAUUUGGCUCUUGGCAUAAUAUUAAGCAAGAAUUAAGUUUACUUAGAUAAAGUUGA